Messenger RNA from Rotaria sordida, 444 nucleotides. NCBI's taxonomy places the organism in Eukaryota, Metazoa, Rotifera, Eurotatoria, Philodinida, Philodinidae. The record is from the annotation of a GenBank genome assembly.
AUGUUACCAAAAUUACAAAGAAAAUGGCCAACAAUAGAAAAAGAACCAUUAGCCAUUUAUUAUUGUGUUACACGUAUGAAAUCGUAUUUAUUAGGUCGUGAAUUUAUUAUUCAAACUGAUCAUUGUUCUUUACGUGACAUGCAUAAAAAGCCAUCAAACAAUCAAAUUCGUCAUGUGUCGGGUAAAUGUAAUUGUAUGGCUGAUUAUUUAAGUAGAUAUUCACGUCAAUUAGAAGAUGACGAUGAAUUUAUCGAACAUGAUUUUGGUGAUAUACCUACUAUUCAACAUCCAACAAUUGAAUCGACAUCAACAAAUUAUCAACAAGUACAAAGACAUAUGGUUGGUGCAGUAGUAACAAGAGCUCAAGAAAAAGCAAAUGUUCAUUUAAAUUCUUCAACAACACCAGAUACUCCUAUUGAAGAAAAAUUAUCUAUAGAUGAUUAA